Mytilus trossulus (common blue mussel) is the source of this 17069-nucleotide messenger RNA. RefSeq lists its product as uncharacterized. Bases 35 to 13630 code for a protein of 4531 amino acids. Gene Ontology annotation, molecular function: phosphatidylinositol-4,5-bisphosphate binding; actin filament binding. Gene Ontology annotation, cellular component: actin cytoskeleton; cytoplasm. The record is from RefSeq and is a predicted model, not a curated record. Lineage: Eukaryota; Metazoa; Mollusca; Bivalvia; Mytilida; Mytilidae. The transcript is spliced from 35 exons. Gene Ontology annotation, biological process: actin filament severing; cytoskeleton organization; actin polymerization or depolymerization.
AUUGCUCCCCCGGUGUUCACCACUCUCACCCAUCAUGGAUAGUAAAUCCCCACAGUUAGUACAACCUGUUAUACAAGUUGACAAAAAAGGAAGACGACGUUACAUCAGUAGGUCAGUGUCUGAUUCCUCCAGUUAUGGGUAUCCAGGAAGCUACAGUAACUACACAUACACUCUCCCUAGCAACGGAUAUGGAGUUCCUAAUCUAAGUGUUUAUGGAAGUGGGCUUCCCUCAUACGACGUUAUGUCAAAAUAUACCAGCAAAAGUUACGAUACACAGAAAAAUUACGAUACGCCAAAGAGUUAUGACUCUUCCAUUGGAUCUUAUGGUUAUGUUUCAAGGUCACAUGGUUUAGGGGAUAAUUCUCGAUAUGGAGGAGCUACAGGGAGCAGUUAUUUAGGUACAAGUUAUGACCAGCCAUCUAGUACCCAUACUGGUUCAACAUAUGACGGGAGAAGUUUUGGUACAGAUGAAAAGACUUCACAUAGAACUACAGGUUACGACAGGUACAAAGAAACAACAACAUAUAAACCAGAUCUACCUUACGACCAUCAUAGCUUAUAUACUUCUUCUAAACUAGAGGAUUUUGUUACUGAACCUAGUGAAAGUACACGUCCAAGCUGGAGGGAUGCAUAUAAUGAGAAAUAUAGGAAAUAUAGUGACCGUUCAGACGUCCGGAAAUAUAGUGACCGAUCAAAUGACAAUCAGGAAAUUCACCGUCCAUAUCAGAUUAAAAAUGGAAAUUCUGACCAUCGUGAGGAACAUGUGUCGAGUGAUUUAGAGGAGCCUUCAUCUACAAGUUAUUAUAGUCGAUAUCGGGAGAGACAUAAAAAGGACAAAGAAAGACAUGGGAGCGAUUCUUCAGAAGGUCAAAGAUCAGAAUUGACCCCCAGUGAAAAGUUAGCAAUAAUUCGUCAAAGGAUACGUAAGCAUGAUACUGAUAGUGUUACACAUAAGAGUGAGGACGACGACCUUGAAAGACCUUCAUCUGUUUUGUCUCAGGAAUCUACCCCAAGGUCAUUACUGUCUCCUGUUAGUAAAACCUUCGAUGAACAUUCAGACAACAUUCCAAAAUGGCGUCAACGACAAGCUCUGGAAGAUUUAACUCAUUCAGAUAAAAAUAGAAUUACCCAAUCAAAAUUUAAGGAACGCUUAAAGAGUGAUUCACUACUUAGUGAAACAAACAAAAGUGAAAAAGAACAUAAACUAGGUGAUAUUUUAUCUUCUGAAAUUCAACCCAAUAGUGCUCUCGCAGAAUGGAGAAGACGUAAACAAGAUUGGGAAUCAAAUGCUGCGAAAGAAAGUCAGGAAAAAUUAGAAACAGCUAAACAGGAAAAUACUGAAAUAAAAGUCCCUCGUCCUACACGGCAUGAAUAUGAUACAAGAAGUAGAGCUCAAUACAAUACCCAAAGCCAGGAAACAUCUGAACAGGGAUACAGUACUACCGAUCAGUCUAAAGAUUCAAAACCUCAGGCAGAACAUCAUGGGGCAGAUGUAUUUACACAUAUCAGUGACUUACGUUCAAAGGCAGACGCAGUUAAAAAUAUUUUACGUCAGAGAGACAGCCCAGCCUUAAGAUCGAAAUACAACGAAGUGUGUAGAAGGCGAGACUUAUCAAAAGAUUCGAGUAAAGAUGAUGGGAGUGAAACGUCUUCUGUUGAUUUAGGGUCUCGUCCAGUCUCGUCAGAUUUUAGUGAUUCGUCACGACCGUCGUCUUUCAUUUUUGGAACAGAGUUUGUUUCUCAUAAAGAAACUUCAGAUGUUCAUAAAGGAUCUACUGACAAACAAGCACCUGGACGACCAAGAUCAAAUGUACAAGAAAUAAAAGAAUCUGUGCAAAUGAGUGACGACUCUGGUUUUAUUGAUUCAGUCAGAGAUAUCCCGAAAGUAAAAAGUAGUCAGAAGAAAGAAGAGGUAGAAACACCUCAGGCAUUUCAUGAAAAGUUACGAUCACUACGUGAUGUAAAUGAAAGUGGGACUAGGGAAGAUAAAAUUCAAUCUUUAUUGUUUGGAAAACAGGAUAGUCAAUCUUAUAUCAAGAAAGAUAGUACGGAAAAAAAUGUAUCAAAAACUAGAACCUUUUCAAAACCUUUGGAUGAUGCUAAAAAAGAAACAAAAGAUAAACAAGAGUCAAAAUUUUUUCAUGUGUCAACUAAAGAAAAAAUUUCAGUUCAUACAGAGACAAUUGAUCAUCCAUUUAAAUCCAAAUCAGUCAUAGGGAGAACAAAAUCUGAAACUGUAGAAAGACGGCCAAAAUCUGAAACUGUUGGUGGGAGGCCAAAAUCUGAAACGGUAGAAAAUCGGCAGAUAUCAGUUACAGACAGUGAUAAUACUGUAAGAGGGCGGCCAAAAUCAGUUACAGACAGUGAUUUGGUCAAGAAAUUUUCCCAAGCAAUAGAGGAGAGACCAAAAUCAGCAGUAUUUGGUCUGACUACCACUACUUCUGAAAGUCCUAAGAUAACGUCAGGGAACACUAAAUCAUCAAUCUCAUUAAAUAAGUCAUUUGACUCCACUCAUUCAAAAUCAAAAGACAAAACUGAAGAGAAAUCUGUAAGUUCUAAGGGAGAGAAAUCUGUAGGUUCAAAGGGAGAUAAAUCUGUAAGUUCAACGGAAGAGAAAUCAGUAGGUUCGACAAUAUCUGAACAAAGGAAAAGGUUACAAGGAAUGUAUAAAAAGGCUCAAACAACAGACAUUGCAUCUAUUUUAUCUCGAGACGAUGAUUCUGAGUCAGACGAUAUCUCAACAGCGUCAAGUGUAAGUGUAGCAGACAGUGAGAAACCUUCAACUCCAAUCUCUUUUGCCGAACUUUCGAAAUUGUCACGAGUUGAAAGGAUUGCUAAAUAUAAGGAAGAAAGGAGAAAACAGCUGGCUUAUAUAGCUAAUAGAAUCGUAGACAAAGAUAAGGGGAAGUCUGAUGUUGUCCCAUCUUUAUUUAUGUCGGCUCGUUCAUACGAUGACGAGAAAGGAUCAGUCACACGUUCUCACAGUGUUAAGUUAGAUUCUCCUCUUAAGACCCCUGUCACAAGAUCUAAAAGUUUACAUGAAAAAACUGACAGUCCAAGAACUAAAUCAGUAACUGAAACAGAAAAGUCACAAAGUAGCACACCAAAAGAGGAAGUGAAAUCACCUCGUGAAAAAUAUUAUGAAAAGUUGUCUAAACGAGAUCACAAACUUUCUAUUGGGGAUAGUGAUGAAGAUGAAACAAUAGAACAAAUCAAUGCCAGGACUAGAGAAGCUCUUUCAUCAAUGAUGAAAAGGGAGGUAAAAAAGAGUACUGAUGAUCUUAAAAGGAAAGAUGGAAAGUCAGAGGUCAAGAAAAAAGAGAUGACCUCUGAAGGUCAGACACAAAUUGAGGAUCAGGACAAGAAGGGAAAAUACAUGUUUUCAAUGGAAAAAAUGAGAAAGAAAUUUUUGUUUGGAGAUGAAUCUGAUCAGUCAUUAGGAAGUGAUCAAAAAUCAAUAAAAACUGAGGAUGAUAGUGCAUUAGAUAAACCAGAGAAAAAGAGGCGACAGUUGCCCUCCAUACCUCAGGCAUUAGGGGAAUCACCUACUCGUCCUAAAUCCAGCAUUGAGCUGUCUUCACAUGACACAAUAUCUAAGAAAGAUGUUCAGAAAAUGUUUAAUGAGUCAAAUGAAAAAUCUGAAAUUAAAUUAGAAGAAAAACAACAUGGCCAACGUAAUCGACAGGUGUAUUCUGAAGAUGAUGUGAAAAAUAUAAAACUGGAUGAAUCUAGUGUUUUAGAAAGAAAAGGAGAUUUUGUGUCUUUUAAGUUAAAUCAAAAGGAGGAGGAUAAAAAAGGGAAAAAGGACAUUGAUAGCUUGAAGUCUGACAAGAAACAGAAAUCACUGAGUACAUCUGCUGUAAAAAAUACAAAACAAAGUGAAACGAAAAUUCCAUCACCAAAACAUGUCCGUAAACGUUAUCAAAAAUCUUCUCCAGUAGCCUUUGUACCAACCACAGCUAGUGCUCAAGUCACAAAUGCUUCAAAAACUGUUAGUACAACAAGCGCUCUGAAAUCAAGUACCACAAUCAGCGCUCCUAAAACAGUUAGCACAACCAGCGCUCCUAAAACAAUUAGCACAAUCAGUGCUCCUAAAACAAUUAGCACAAUCAGCGCUCCUAAAACAAUUAGCACAAUCAGUGCUCCUAAGACAAUUAGCACAACCAGUGCUUCUAGUACAAUGAGUGCCACAAAAAUGAGUAGCACAAAUAGUUUUCCAAAAACAAAUAGUAAAAAUAGUGUGACACAGGUGAUAAGUGCUCCAAAAAUAAGUUGCACUUUUACUCCUCCAAAAACAAUUAUUACAACCAGUGCUUCAAAAACUAUUAGCACAACCAGUGCUUCAAAAACAGUUAGCACAACUAGUGCACCAAAGACAAUUACCACCACUAGUUCCCAAAAGAAUGCAAUGAAAACAAGCACAACAUCAAAAGCAACAAGUGUCUCUAAUAUGGGUAUUACAACUACUACACCAACAGUGCCAAACAUAACAGGUGCCACGAAACCUGUUGGAUCAUCUAAUGUACAGAAACAUUCUACAGUACCAAGUGGUUCAAAAUCACCAACAGAUGUUUCAAAAACAACUGAGAACAGUAUGAAUAAAGCUGCAAGUGUUUCAAAAACAGCUGUGGUGUCAAAUGCACCAUACACUUUGACAACACAUAAAGCUCCAAAAACAUUGAACUCGGAUAGUGAUAUAAAAUCAGUGACAACAAUAUCUUCACAAUCUACUAUGUCUAGUUUUGCCAAAACUGUUAAUACAAGUGCUCAAAAAGUGACAGUUUCUCCAGCUGACAGUCCUCAAACACAUAUUGUUUCUUCAACAGAUCAUCCAAGUACUGCUGCAGGAUCUGUUCCAGAAUCAUUAAAAUCGUCAGUUUCUAUGACAACAUCAAAAUUUUCAAGUAAAAGUACAAUACCCGAAAGUUCAUUGUCAACAACUGCAGUCUCAACAGUGUCUUCUACAAAAGCUUCAGUUCCUCAAACUUUUAACAGUGUUCCAUGUCCAACAAUGAAAACUAGUGAUACCAUGGUUACAUCAAAGGAACCAUCAGUGGUUUCAUCUUCUGCAAAAUCUGUUGUAGAUUCUGUACCUUUAUCUUCAUCGCCUGUUGAUUCAUUCAUAGCUUCUAAAUCACAAAGUGUGACAGUGCCGUCUGCUUCAAAAUCACAAAGUGUGACAGUGCCGUCUGCUUCAAAAUCACAAAGUGUGACAGUGCCGUCUGCUAGUAUUAAAAGUAUGGCUAUUACCAUGACCUCUAGUGUUCAACAAACUGUCUCAUCACCAAGUACCUCGGUAAUCACCACAGCAACAAGUUCUAAUGUUUCUCCUGUUUCUGUCCCUUCAUCCAAACACACAGCCGAAACAGAUACAAAAUCUAGUCUAAAACCUGCCAAACAAGUUUCAAGAAGCAAAUCGUUAACUGACAGUGAUAGUCCUUUACAGAGUCCACAAAGUCCUGGAUAUUCACCAAGGUUGAAAACUGUCGGUGUUUUAGCUGAUGCACCAGAUUUAGAUGAUAUUUUGAUGGAGAAUGUGGAAUAUUUGUCCGAUGUGGAAAUUUGUAAUAAGGACAAGUUACAACAACAUCAGUCGAGUCCUGUGGCUCAAGCUUUACAGGCAGACCAUCAUAAAUCAAAGAGGUCGCUACGUAAAAAAGUUCUUCAGAGGAGCAAGUCUGACGCAGAUAAACAUCACAGGCAAAGAGACGGUUCUUCACCUGAAAAAUUUGUUGCUAUGACAACAGAGGACCUGAUGGGAAGUUUAGUUGAUCAGAUGACAUUAGUCAAGGCAACAGAAUCCAAGACACAAGAUUACCAGGUAUUAACAGCUGGACCAGAGCAGACUGCUGUUACCAUGGUUUCAGGCCAUUCUAAAGACAAACAGGAAGUGAAGAAAACUUCAAAACCAAAUUUAUCAAAAUCAUCCAGUUCUUCGUUUACAUCAUCGGUAGAUCUUGAAAUAUUUCCUAAGGAAGCUGAAAAGUUGUCUGUUCAGACCGCUGCUAGUGUUGAAAAUGAAAGAGACAGGUUAAAGGUUGCUACAGACAGUUUCGAUGAAGUGACCUCAUCAGAAGAUGGGAAAGAACCAAGGUCGGAAUCAGAAAGACGGAAAAGGAAAGAUAAAAGUUCCCAAAGAAAAUCUACACUCAAUAAAAGUGAAGGUUUAUCAGGGGGAGACAAACCAUCAUCAUUUUCAUCAGAAUCAUCGGAUCUUGUUUCAUCUAAAUCUCAAGACGAUGUAGACUUUGAGGUAACAAAUUCUACAAGUCACCACACUCACCCCUCCUCACAGCAUGGUACUAAUCAUACUGAUAAUACCCAGCAUGCAACAGGAAAAUCUAUUUUAGAUCAUUUACUGCCAUCUAAAUUCUCAUUUCCAUCUAAGGUUUCCUCAGCAAUUUCGAAAUUCUCACAUGAAAAUGAGGCAGAAAGAAAAACUGAGGACUCAGCCAAAGCACCUCCAAAAAUCACUCGUAAAAACAAUUUCUCAUCUCUCUUACAACGAUUCUCUAGUCCUGAACCUGAUGAUCUAUCGCCACGGAAACAGUCUGGCCUUCGACGUCAAGAUGCACUAGGUAGUGGGAGUAGUGACGAGUCACGUAGGAGUACACCUGAGAGGACACAAAGUUUACGUGUAAAACGUACGCCACCUCCGGAGGAUAUAGAAACUAUCAAAGGAGUUCAACGAUCGGGGAGCUUUAAAUCUAAUUUUAUGCGAAGACAAAGUAGUCCAGAUCCAGUUGAACGUAGAAUUUUACCCAACAUUCCAGAUAAAGUUGACACUGAGCAUGUGCACUCAGAGGUUAUAACUGAGCAUGUGCAAUCAGAGGUUAUAACUGAAGAAGACGAAAUGAAAUCAAGCAGAACUUAUCUCUGUCAAGCUAGCGAUAAACCAACUGAUGAAUUGGCAGAAAUAUUAAAACAACGAAAAAAACAUGUGAAAACUCAACAGAAAGACGGAGAAAAAGAUGAAAGGGAGAGAAUUACUAGUAAGAAAAUUGAAAAAGCUGAAAACUUGGCCCCAGCAGCUGAUGUUGAAGAAGUUAUUGAGAAUACGGAAGUUUUGUCUAUUUUAAAAGCAAGGAGACACGAAACUGAUUCUCGCACUGUAAAUGGUGUUGAAAAGCCAGCACCAUCUGUGUCAGAAGAACGUUUAACUGUUCAGCCAUCAGAACCUAUUACUGAAGUUUCAUCUGUGUCUCAGGAAUCUGAAGUUAAGGUUGUCCCACGUCUCCCAAGGAAAUCGUCUCGGGAUCUUACAAAAUCCCAAGUGGCCUCAUCCAACAUGGCGCCCUCAAAUGAAACUCAAUCUCAUAAAAAUGGAAUUAGUGAUGUGAAACCGGACUUGUCAGACAUUGAUACAAGUCUGGCUGUUCUAGCCGAGGUGUCACAGGAUAUAGGUGGCGCCAAACCUUCAAUCAGACGUUUAUCUUCCGAUGAAUUAGGUAGCAUGAAGAGUGCUUUAUCUAAAGUGGACAUAGAAUCUCCUCAACAAGUGACAUCAUUCAUUAAGGAUGUACGGAGAACAUCACACGGAAAAAUUGAUGCAGAUUCAGUAAAAAAUUCUGAAAAAGAAGUUUGUGAGGACAAGAAGGUUGAGCUAAAAGUGGAAACAAAAAGUAGUGUUACGCAUCAAAAAGUGGAAGAACUUCGUAAGUCACCUGAAAGGAAAGGUCAUAUAUCUCCAAGCUUGUUGGAAAAAGUGAAAGCAACUGAAGCUAAAUUAGCAAGUUUAGGUACAACAAGUUUAAAACGUUCAGAAUCGUAUGGUUCUAAAAAUGAUAGAUUUAAACCGAGAGGAAUACUUAAACGUGCUGAAUCUAUGAAAAAAGCUGGUGUUGUUGUCGAUCCUGAACUAGCUACAAUAUUACAGAGGAGAAGAUCACGUCAUGAGGAUGAUUCACCAGAAAUUGAAAAGGGAUCUAAAAUGACUCUCUCUGCUAAAGAUGAUAUUCAAGAAAGUUUAAGACGAGAACAAGAGCAGCGUAAGAGUAUUUCUCACGACAACAAUGACAAUCAGGACGUACCAAUGCCUUCCAUUACAGAGAGAAUAUUUCAUAUGGCAACAAAGUUAGAGGAAACAAGGUCAUGUCCUAUAACACCAAAGUCAAGGUCAGGGGCAACAACUCCUAAACUUUCUGCAUUUUAUAGAUCUAGUAGUUCCACGUCUCAGUCUUUUGACCAAGAUGAGGCUUCAACUUUAACUGGUAAUAAUUUGCUACAGAAACUGAAUACAUUGGCCGAGCAGAGAUUAUCCUCAGUACAAGACAAACGGAAAAGUUUUCAGAAACGUCCCAGAGAUGAUUGGAGAACACGGACACAGCCUGUUACCAUCGAGGAGUUAGAGGAGGCAGGAAACCUUGCCACUGUCCAAGCCUUCCGAGCAGAAGUUUUAAGAAAAGCUUCAUCAAAUGUGUUUCAGCAAUUCAGUAAACAAGAUAAACAGAUUGUAUACAGGAAAACAGAAUAUCCUCAGCACCUGCAGAGGAAGAGGCGUGGUCGUAGUGUCCGCCAUAAAACAUUACCUGUUACGGCAGCAGAACUUGGCUCUGUGCCAGAAUCUGAAGAGAUUAGACUGAUGUCCAACAGAUUAAAGUCACGUCACAGUGGAAUGAGGGACUCUAAAGCCGAUUCUGGAAUCGUGUCAGGGUCAGAUUUAGAAGGGUAUGAUUCGGCCCGAUCUGACAGUUCACGAAGUUUAAGUUUAGAGGCAGAAUUAAUGGAGGAUGAUCCGGCACGUCUCAGUGUUUCAGCGAAGGCGUCCAUGUUUAAAAAUAUCAUCGAAGAUAAACCAAAGAAAUGUGCCAGUGGAGCAAAGCGUUAUAUUGACAGGAAGAAGAGAGAGAGGUCAAGGACACUUCCAGUAACAGAUGACGAGGUUCAUUCUGCAGCAGAAAUAGCAGAUGGAGAAGUGGAAGUCACUGAGGCAGAAAGAAAGGCUGUUGAGGUCGAUGAAAACGAAGGAAUCCAUGAUGAAAAAUCAAAACGGAGUUUAGCAGAGAAGGUUCAACUAUUCCAGAACUUGAAAAAAGAAGAAAAACCUGCAGAAAAGUCCAAGGUUCCACCACCUGUAGCCAGGCGGAAAAACAGGAAGUUAGCUUCACGCUUCAGUACACAGCCUGUAACCUUUGAGGAGGUAGAAAAGGCAGCUAAAAUCUCCCCCUUGGCCAUGAGUCUAGCCAAACCACCUGACCCAGAAAUAUUAAAAGGUCUCUCUCUCAGUUGCCAGCGUGAGGUCAUGGCCAAACAUGCUGAAGCUUCACUUUCACAACCAGGGUCAAGGUCAUCAUCAAGACAUGGGUCAAUGGGUGAUUUGUCUGAAGACUCAAAGAAAAAUUCAGGUAUUUUAAAAUCUGCUGAAAAGGUGACAGAAAUGUCGGUGAGUCAUAGUAUCUUAAAAGACAAACAAGCUAAAACUCCAGAUACAGACGUGAAAAGUAUUCUGAAACCUGAUCAUAUUCACGCUGAUACAGAACACCAUAGUAUCUUAAAACACACGGACGAUUUGACUUCUUCUGAAACUAAACAUACAGAACAAAGGAGCAUUCUGAAACAUGAAGAGGAAGUUAAGACCAAAGAUGACGAUAAAAAGUCAGUAAAACCAAUCUUAAAACAUGAUGACGAAAAAUUACAAGACACAGACAAAAAAUCAAAGAAGCCGAUUCUUAAACAUGAGGAUGAAGAGAAAACUUAUCGUCAUGGUAAUGAUGAGUCAGUUAAAGCAAUUCUACGUAAAAGUGAAAGUACUGAAAGAAAACAUAAAAGUGAAGAGGUUAAACCAAUAUUAAAACAUCUUGAUGCAUUAGAUGAUCCUGUGAAAUCUAAGGACUUCGACAAGAAACGGAAAUCAAUUGAAGAGGACUUGCAUCUGACACCUAUACUUAAACACACGGAAACGGUGGAAAAAAGUGGGGAUGUAAGGGGCAUGUUAAAGAAGGAGAAAUCUCUAGAAUUGUGUUCUGAACCUAAAGGCAUUCUCAAAAAGGAAAGUAGUUUUGAAACAAAAGUCAACGAGCCUGAAAAAAGCUCAAUGAAAAAAUCUCCUUCGCGGGAGGUAAAGGAGGAAAAACUUCACAGCAUUUUACAUAAAAGUUCAGAGGAAGAGGAUGUAUCUGUCGAUGUUGAGGUGUCCCUUACGCUGGAGUUAGAAUCAGAGGUGGUAGAGGAAGUAGGAAAUGUAGCCAAGACUAGACGAGGGAGGGAUCCUGCUGACAAAGAAAGAUACUUGACUCAGCCAGCUGAUACUGCACAAGAAAAAUCUCCAGAAACACCUAGAAAAUUCAAAUAUACUGGGCGACAUAAAACUCAGCCUAUUACACCAGAGGAGAAACGGGAUGCUGAAAUUGAUUCUGACGUCUCCAGGAGUGGGAGUCUCCAAGACAGGCUCAAUCUUCUGAAGCAAAAUGGAGAGGAAGAAUGGAAAAAAAGGGUACAAAAACCUUCAGAUAUAGAACAAUCACCGAUGGAGAUCAAGCUUAGGGAGAAAGUAGGUGCUUCCACGGCACGUCCGUCUAGUAUAGCUGAUCGUCUCAAUCUACUAACCACAGCUCAAGGGGGAUGGAAAGGAAGAGUGGAAGAGACAGACGCUAAGACGUUCACAGUUGCUCAUAAACUGGCUGGUCAGGUAGAGGACAGUCCUUUGGUGAGGAAGUUGAAAGGUCUUACUAAGAGAGAAUCUGAGUCCGAGUCUGGAUCCGAGUUAUCUUCUCCUAGUACCCCAUCCCAGAAAGAAUGGCCAAAAAUUCCUAUCCCUCAAACUUUGAUAGUUGAUCCCACCGCUAUAAUCACGCCCAAGGAAUCAGCACCACCCCCUGAGAAGGAAAUAGAAGAAGAAGAACCAAAGGGUCCAGUUAGAGUUACGGUUCCUGAUAAUAACGAUGAAUCUAUAAGAUCUUUCUUCCACAGCAGAAAAGUUACAGAAUUAUCCACACAGAAAGUGGACGUAUCUAUCGACGAUUUCAAUGAACUAUUUAUCUUAGCCAAUGAUAUGCUUCCGUCCAUUCAGAGAAUCCGUCCUAAGAGGAAACACCAGGGAAGCUUCAAGAAUCCUCUCAGAUCCAUCCAUAGUACCAUUGAGAUUAAAACUGAGUACGAAGAGGUCAGCACUGGACUGGCUGAGAAAGAGAUUAAACGAAUUAAAACAGAAAAAAUAUCUAAAGGUGCAGGUUUUGCCCAGGCAGCUUUAGCAGGACUUGCCAGUACAGAAGACUUUGCCAGUGUUAACUUGCGUAGAACUGAUUCCAUGAAAGGCCUUAAUUCCAUCGAUCCAUACAAGGACCUCAUGCUCCUACAUGUCAAAGGUCGUAGACGUACACAAGUCAGACUUGUAGAACCUGUGGCUAGCUCUGUUAACAGUGGUGAUUGCUAUGUUCUUGUCACACCUGAUAAAAUCAUCCAAUGGGUGGGAGAGUAUGCCAAUGUUAUAGAGAAAGCUAAGGCUGCAGAUGUAGCAUCUUUCAUCCAACAGAAGAAAGAUCUUGGUUGUAAAGCACCAACCGUCGUAGCAGUUGUUGAGGAAAAGAAACAGUUCAUGGGAGCAGGGAAACAUUUCUGGUCCGCUCUAGGUGGGCAGGGAACAGUAGGGUCAGCGGGACCACAAGAGGAAGAUGAACUCUAUGAAAAUCAUAUCGUAGAAACUAACAUGAUUUAUAGACUAGAAGAGAAUGCUCUGGUUCCCUAUAGAGAUUUCUGGGGGAGUGUACCAAAAAUAGAAAUGCUCAAAAAGGAUGAGGUGAUUAUAUUUGACUUUGGAAGUGAGCUGUAUGUUUGGCAGGGGAAGGCUGUUAAACCCGACCAGAGAAAACUAGGUGUCAAGUUAGGGAGGAAGUUGUGGGAGAAUGGAUAUGACUACAGAGCUGCACUGAUUAACCCUCUCUGUCCACUCAGAACUGAGGAGUGUGGUGGUUUAACCAUGGACAGUACAAAGAGACCAGAAUGGGCAUUGUUUGGUAAAGUCAACCAAAAUAUGGAAACCAUCUUGUUUAGAGAGAAGUUUGCUGAUUGGCCAGACAAUUCAAGGUUAAUCAAGGUCAAAGGUCCAGAUGAUAUGUCAGGCAGUAAGAUGGACUUAGCUGACCUGAAGCCUUUUGAUGCUAACCUGAUGUUACGACUAAACACUAAGCCUGUGACCUUAGUUCUCGAGGGGUCAAAUGUUGGCAGAGGAAGAGAAUGGGAUGAGGACAUGGAUGGAUUUAUCAGGAAACAGAGUAUCGUUACGUUAGGGGUCAAAGUUUGGCACGUGCUGGAGUAUGACCACUUUGAAUUAGAAGAGACAAGUUACGGACAAUUCCAUGAUGGUGAUACCUAUGUUGUACGAUGGCAAUAUAUGAUUACAAAUAAAGAAUCUAAGGACUUGAAAGGUUCCCAGUCCAGAAGAUCUCUGGUUGGUAGAGAAAGAUGUGCAUACUUCUUCUGGCAGGGUAAAAAUUCUACCAUCAACGAAAAGGGGGCAUCAGCUCUUAUGACAGUGGAACUCGAUGAAGAAAGGGGACCUCAGAUUCGGGUUGACGAAGGGAAGGAGAUACCAUGUUUUCUAAAUUUAUUUAACGGAGAAACAUUAAUACAUAUUGGUAAACGUGAAGAAGAAUCGACUAAUACUCAAGGACCGUGGAAAUGUUACUGUGUUAGAAAUGUUUUAGAAGAUGAAACCUGUUUGAUAGAAGUGUCGGCAGAUAUAUCAAGCUUGAGGAGUAGGGCUUCGUUUUUAUUGUUGAACAUUCAGACUGGGAAAUUAUAUGUGUGGCACGGUUGUCAGUCUCCUAAACAUACACGGAACCUAGCGGUGACAGCAGCUAACAAACUCAAAAAUAGGUGUGCAUUAGAAGUAGGAUUAAACAAACAGGCUACCAUAUCUAUGACUGAAUUAGAGGAGGGAAAAGAAUCGUUAGAUUUCUGGAGAGUUAUGAAUGUCACACGUAACGAUCGUUCAUCAUACUCAUCGUUAUUAACAGUAUCUAAAGAUUCUCAGUCGAUCCGAUUGUUUCACAUGACAAGUGUGUCAGGGAUAUUUGAUGUUCAGGAAAUACUUAAUCCCACUAGGGUACCAGAUCUAGUCAGUCCAUUCCCUGUUCUACAAUCAGAUAUCUACAGAACAUCUCAGCCAGAGUUGUUUAUGUUAGACAGUGGUGAUGUGGUCUACCUGUGGCAUGGGUGGUGGCCAGAAGGAACAUCAGAAGUGGAGAACGUCCAGACAGGGUCAGCUCAGGCCAAGUAUAAUGUUGACCGGCAAUGUGCAAUACAGACAGCAAUAGAAUAUUGUAAAGUUAAAUCACCAGAUAAUCCAUUAAAAUCAUACGCUGUGUUCGCUGGACUGGAACCAUUAGAAUUUACUAAUCUGUUUCCUUACUGGGAGGUGAACACAACAGCCAGGGAACUCAACCUCAAGGAUGGUAAAAAGUACACGGAGUUAACUCCCUUAGAAGAAAUAUUAGAAAAGAUGAUGAAAACUCUUUAUACUUUUGAAGAGCUACAAGAGCGCCCUCUACCAGAUGGUGUUGAUGCUUUACGUCUUGAAUCAUAUCUCGGAGAUGAAGAAUUUGAGGAGUUUCUACAAAUGACAAAAGAAGAAUUUUACGCACUGCCUGCCUGGAAACAACAUGCAUUGAAGAAGGAUGUAGGACUGUUUUAAUGAGAUUAGGACAUACAAGUAAAUAGUGGUAGAUGCUACCCAUGUCUUUCUCCAGUAAUUGUGAUAGUAACUUUGUCCAGUUCAAGAAGAUGACAACCAUACAACAACUGUCUUACUCAGGAAAUGUAAAGGGCAUUUAGAACAAAUCAGGUUGAAAAGGGAUGUAACUGGUUUAAGUCACGAAAAAGUUUGUAACGGAAACUAGUUUCAUCAGAAAUAUUAAGCAUUCAUGCAAAACAGAUUUGAAAACAUCUUUGUUACUUAUAAAGCUUCAAAUAUAUUUUUGAAAAUGGUUGACAAACUAAAACAUACCAGUGAUUCUCAAAAUUCAAGGUCAUCACUUUACAUAUCCACAUUGUUAAGAAUGAUCCAAGGGCAUAAAGAACAAUUAUACAUAGGAAUGAUACAAAUACAUAAAAGAAAAAAAGCGUUACCGAGCACCAAUGGUUUGCAACAUUUUAAAGGUUGAGCAGGAUAAUGACCCAGAUGCAUAUUUGUUGUUGCCAUUAUUUCUAUUGGAGGUUUCAGGCAAAGAUCAAGAAUGCAUCAUUUUGUAGUCUUAUUCCCAUUGGAGAUUUUAAACAAAGACCCAGAAUGCAUCAUUUUGUAGUCUUAUUCCCAUUGGAGGUUUUAGACAAAAGUGACUUAAAACAGUGAGGUGAACCUUUUUGUGUGCAAUAUUAGAUUAAGAUCAAGAAAAUCCUUCACACUCAUCUGGCAUUAUCUUCAUCUAGCAUUGAGAUAGCCUAAAGUAAUAUGCAUUUAUAUCUAUGUCAUUAAACUUGUUACUGAGGCAUUUACAUUAAACCAUGUGACUUAUUUACAUGUGUAGUUAAGUCAUGUGAAUUAGUCCCAUGUGUAGUUAAGUCAUGUAACUAAUUCACAUGUGUAGUUUAGUCAAUGACUAAUUUACAUUGGAAGUGAAGUCAUGUAACUAAUCUGUUUAAUAACAAACAGAAGAUUAUGUACUUUGAGUGUUUCAUCAAAAUGAGACUUAAUUACCUAUUCAUGUGAUACAGAAUUAACGUCCCAUUGCUUUUCCCGUAGUCAUUUGAUACUUAUCCAAUGCUCAAAUCAUCAUGCAAUGAUUACAUAGUCUUCCAAACAAAGAAUUUUCAUUUUUAUGGAAACUUAUUCAUUUUUUAACCAUGUUACUGACAUAAACCAACAGCUACAGUUUGACUUGUAGAGUUUGUUAUAUAAUUUAAAAUUUAUUUUCUAUAACAAUGAUUUCACUAGGAUUUUAGACAGUUAUUAAGAAAAUAACAUGACAUUGAAUACAUGUUAAAUUUUAUUGACAUAUUUAUUCUAAUUAUAAAAACCAGGACACCAAUAGUACUAAAUGCUGUUAAAUUAUUGAUUAUUUACAUUUGUCUUAUUUUACCUAUUAUGUUUUACAAGAAUGUCAGAAACAGACUCAUGGAGACAUGCAUUUCUAAAGGGUUUUUAUAGUACUAUGACAUCAUGCUAUUAGAUAAGAUGUAAAUGUAAAUAAUGAAACAGCUAAAAAUAGAUUCCAUAAAGAAUAUCAAGUUUCCUAUAUUCCUCAUUGAUAAAUUAAUGGUGCUUCUCUCCCCUUAAUGUUGCUGUUUAUUGCAAUAUAUGUGUGUACUAUUGUUUGUUAUUAUGUUUUGCUUGUUUGUUGAUGUUAGUAUGUCUAUGAUGUAUAUCUUUGACCUUAGUUCUGUUAAAAAGAGAGAGAGAGAGAGAGAGUGAGAAAGAGAGUGCAAGUAAAAAGUGUCUAUAUAUAUAACUUUACAUUAUUUAAGUUCUGCAACAGAGAGAGUCAUGUCUAUAUGUCCAGAGAAUGUAUACAUGAGAGAUGAUAGUAUACAGACUUUUUGACAACAGUUACAAUAUACAAAAUAUCACUAGGAAACAAUGCCAUUGACCUGUAAUGGUUUACUUUUAUAGGUUGUGACUUGGAUGGAGAGUUGUGUCAUUGGCACUCACACCACAUCUUCCUAUAUCUAUAUACUUAUAUACUAAGAUAUGAAGUAAUAUAAAUAAUGUUUAAUUGACUUGAUAACUGGAAAUAAAAUGGUUUAAGUGGAGAUAUUCUGUUGGCUGUCAUAACUCAAAACAGAUUUGUAUAGGUACAAGCUUUUUGUACAAGCUGCUUGUUUUUCUUUCAUGGCAGGAAUGUAUAAAAAUUAUAUGUUUGUGAGAAAACUGUGGCAUUUAUAUACAGUUCUAUUUUCAUAUUUAUUUAUAUGGCAGAUUUUAAGAACCAUAUCGGAAAAGAUUUUAAGUUUUUAUUUUAGUGUCUGUGCAUUCAAGAUGUAAAUUUGUAUCUAUACAGUUAUUUCCCCUUACACAAAGACAAAGUUAUCCCCCUGGAGAAGAAUGAUUUUUUGCAAGUACUUCAAACCAUUUAAAUGGUAUUUAUAUGGUAAUUAUUAUGUCAGGGGAAGAAAUUCUGCCUUUUGUGUAAAGGGGAGUAACUCCACAUUCUAUUUAUGUUAUUUUUGUAUCAAAGAUGUAUAUCUUAGUGAUGUAAAUGUAUUGUCCAGAUUUUUACUGCUGAAGAAUUUAUUUUCUAUUGAUGUGCUUUUCUGGAGAAGUAAAAGAAAUAAUUAUAUUUUAAAGCAUUUGAAACAGGCUCAUAUCUUACUGUCAAAACUAUACAUUUUAUUAAGUUCAUUUAAAAACAUUGAAGAUUCUUGAAUUAAUCGGUGUUUGGAAAAAGAGUACUGGCCCUUAAAUGUUUGUUAAAUUGAUUUCGUCUGAAAAUGGCAAUUUUUACGAUCAUUUAAACCAUUUCACUUAACAUUUGCUAAAAAUCUAUAAUGGCCUCAAACUUUUUAAGCUUAUGAAUAUUUUUUUUAUUUUCCAUUUAUGUGUUUAUGGAAUGUUUAGUUCAUCGUCUUCAUGAUAUAUAAAAUUGCAUCUUUUGAAUGCUUUAAAUUAUAUAUAUUUAAUACUAUAAAAAAAGCUUUAAUAUGAUCUCAGGGGGGAUAACUCUACCUGCUCUGUCAGGAGAGAUAACUCUGCCUGUUUAGUCUGUGAUGUCAGGACAGAAAUCUCAUUUUUGUCACUAUGAUAAAUUAUAUAUUUUUUUUGUAAUAUUACUAGUUCUGUAUAUUUUGAAUCUUUAUGACUGCUGGUGGUCCUUUGUUGUUUAUGCUUUUGUUGUCUCUACUUUUGGUAAUUUGCUGAAUUAUUGGUUACUCACAACCUACAUAAAACUUCUACGAAAGAUUUGUUCAAUGAAGAAUUUCAUAGUCUUAAAACUCAAUAUAACUUUUUAAGUUUCAGAUUUAUUUGUUAGAUAUAUAUAAACUGUAGUCAAUGUAUCCCUAUAAAUAUGCAAAUUACCAUAGAGACAUGUGACCUGUGAUGAACUUUGUAUUGUCACAUGUUUAUCAUGUGAUCAUUUUUAUGUUAUGCAACAAAAAAGUGCUUGCAAAUGAACUCAUAAUUAAAGAAAUUGAAUAUA